This is a messenger RNA of Paramecium tetraurelia, 1224 nucleotides long. RefSeq lists its product as uncharacterized. The record is from RefSeq and is a predicted model, not a curated record. Lineage: Eukaryota; Ciliophora; Oligohymenophorea; Peniculida; Parameciidae. The transcript is spliced from 3 exons.
AUGUAAGAAAACAAUGAAUAAGCGUUAGACGAUCUGAGCAAAGAAGUAUUAGUUUCAUAAUUGAAGGAUAAAAUAAAGGAAAAUAAAACCAUCACCAAAAAAUUAGAUAAAUUAUCUGAGAAAUAUGUUUAGACCUAUAAGGAAUAUAAAUUAAUAGCAAAGGACAGAGAGACUUUGUUUUAAGCGAUCUCAUCAGUUUUGAAUGAUGAACUUUACAAAUUUGAAUCGAAGCCUUUGGGAUAAUUUGAUCAAAAUCAAAUUCUGGAUUUAUUUAAGCAAAAGGAUGAAGACAAAUCUAAAGCCUUAACAAAUCUGAUUAAAGAAACUAAUAAUGAAAAAUUUCAAUUAGAAGAGAAAUAUCGUUAGAUGAUAGAGAAACAAGGGUAAAACACUGAUCAAAAGACUCAAUAAAUAAUCAAGCAACUAAAGCAGCAAAUAAAUGAUCUAGAUGUCAAUAAUACGAGAUUGGCCAAAGAGAUCAUAGAACUUAAUGACAUUAUACAGAUUAAAAAUUAGCAAUUGCAAACUCUUCAUUAAUUGGAAGAAGACAAUGCUAAUUUGAAAACCUAACUAAUGGUCUAAGAAUUACAAUUGCAAUAGCCAGAUAGAGCAAACAAAAUAAACUCCUCAGAUCUUAUGAAUGAAUAAUUAAAGUUCAAAUAAUAGAUUGACAAACUCUUGGAAGAGAUUCAAAAACAGAAUAUUAAAAUCUAAGAUUUGGAAUCGUAAUUGUAAUCUAAAUAAAAAGCAGAGGCUGUUAAGGUUAUUUAAAAGAGUUACGAAACUCCAACUCCUGAUUAUGAUGAAAUUAAUCCAUUUGAACAAGAUGCUGCUUUAAAACAAUAAGACAUAAUUAUAAACAAACAGAUAUCAAAUAAAUAGAUAUAAACAGAUCAAACUAUAUAGAAUAAAGAGGAAAGUGGUGAUAGCAGAAAUGUUAACUUUGAAUAUUUAAGGAAUGUAGUUUACAAAUACUUUUUGUAUUAAGAAACUAGAAAUUAUAAGGAGGCAACUAUUUUAAUGAAUGCUAUUAUGACAAUAUUGAAGAUGUCAAAUGAAGAGAAGAGGAGAAUAGAUUAGGCCAGAGAGAGGGGUUUUCUUAAGAAUGCUAAGAAUCUCAUCAGUGAUAGUUUCGCAUGUCUCAAGUAGCCUCAAUUGAACGAUAUGAAUUUGGAUAGACCUAUUAGUAGAGUUGAGUAAAUGAAUAAACAUAUGAUGAAUUGA